AUGCUGCCAGCUGCCUUGUCGCUUGUACUGCUGUUGUACUCGUCCGUUUGUGCUGCGUACCUUCAUGAAGCGCUCGACUUCUCGAAGCCUUCCGCAAAGGAUGGGAGACUUGAGGCUCGCUUACAACCCAUUGAUGAUGUCGUAGUUGUGCCCGGGUCCUCCUAUAUAGCCAAGAUUGAAUGUAAGGACUGCCCGUAUGCCGAAUAUACGAAGGAGUCUGAGCGCAAGAUUGUGAAGACUGAUCAAAUCUUUUUGAUGAACUUCACCCUCUCGCACAAUAAUCGUACCAUUUUGCUCGAUGGCAACCCUGUUUAUCCCCUCCAAACUAUACCGAGUCCCCCAAGCUUUCGUGUCUUACAAUUUUCGCCUUCCAUUUCGAACAAGAAUCUAUCCUCCGGUCUAGCAUGCUCGGAUCUGUGGUGUUCAGCAGAAAAGAGCAAGCGUAGUCCACCUUGUGUCGAUUGGUGUUCAGGGCCUAGCCUCCCUUCGAUCCUCCUUGAUUACCUCUAUACCACCAAGCCCACUGGAUACACUGGCGAAGGCAACGACGCGGACGCACAAUACUGGGAGAUUGCUCUUGAUAUCAUCGGCGGAUGGUCUGGACACGAUCACGAUCCUUACUCGAAAUUUGACAAUGCAUCACAGAAGAUGGUGCGGAUACUGGUAGCCGGCAGGGAAGCGAAGCUGGAAAGCUACACAGGCAAAACGGAUACAAAGGCUGCGGGGGACCUUUUCGCUCCCGGUGGAGACGAGAAGACCUAUGAGUUUGAGAUCGUUGAUAUGAGAUUAGAAGCACGAGCAUACACUUUUCCAGCAGAAAAGACGCCGACACUUUGGGACAAGGUUGGGCGCUUCUUCGGCAAUGAUGUAUGGGAAGAGGAUGGGCGCCGCUUCAUCUAUCGCGGCAAAGAAUGGGGUGACUACGGAAAGCAAGGCUCACUGCGCAAAAUGCUCGGUGACAUCGUCCAUUGGGAUGAGUGGAACUCUGUUUUCGUCAUAGCCGGUAGUACCAUCGCUGGGCUUAUCGUGCUCUUCGGCAUUUACAAGCUCUGGCUUUGGUUGCAGGAACAAAAUGAGCUGGCCAAGUGGGAUGGUAUGGACGAUGUUUGGGAUAAUUUGAGACGGGAGAGGACUGCCGAGGAAGAUGAUGCGCUCCUACAGGGCGGAUAUCGCGACGACCCUGACGAGGGAGAAAGCUCAAGAACGCCAACAUUUACGGAUGAGCCGAGGACAAUGAAGCCACUACCGACCAAACCGUUACCAGAGAAGCCAUUACCUGAUGUUCCGCUUAUCGAUGCAUGA
Molecule: messenger RNA, 1302 nt
Organism: Cucurbitaria berberidis CBS 394.84
Lineage: Eukaryota; Fungi; Ascomycota; Dothideomycetes; Pleosporales; Cucurbitariaceae
Exons: 2
Coding region: 1-1302 (433 amino acids)
Source: RefSeq, a predicted model, not a curated record